CAGCCCUGCCUUUCCAGACCCCGCCAGCCCUCGCGCGCUCCUUACAAACCUGCGAAGUGUCUCUGGAGACCGGAGAGAAAGGCAGGUGGAGCUGGAGAGAGAAGGGACGUCUGCUAGGUCCUAGUGCCAUUGAGGUUCCCUUGCCUCUGGCCCUUCCUGCCACUGGCCCGAGCUCUGCUCGGGGCCGCUCCGCUGCCCGCUGCCCUAGCGUCUGCUUCCCUCUGCUAGUCUGGGAGCCUCUUAGAGCUUACUAGGAAUCUGCCUCAUGCGAGGGUGUAACUCCCCGGGGGAGGGUGUUUCCAAUCCAUCAGGAAGCCUGAGGAAAGAGGGUUCGAUCUCUAAGAAGUAAUUAUCACUCUGCCUGUUUGGUCACAUCAUUUACUGCUUCCCUAUAACUGAGAUAUUGCCAAAGAGUCUAACUCAAAUCAACUGUGGAAAGAUGCAUCUCUAGUAUGACGACCCUUAGCAAUGUCAUCGCCACCCACCAGUCUGAGUGGGUAUCUUUCAAUGAGGAGUCACUCUUUCCUGUUACUUCAGAAGGUGACCCUGAGAAUCUUGUUCCAGGGCUGUCUUCUUCCUCAGAAAGGUCAGAGAGCUCCUCUGGGGAAAACCAGACAGUGGAUGGAGAAUCUCAAGAUCUCUUUCAUUCAGAGCAGGGUGAUAGUUCAGAGAAACUGGGUCUCAUCUCAGAGCCAUCAUCCCCACCUGACAACCUGGUCCAACCCAAACCUGAUUUGGCCUCCGCCAUUAGCACUUGGGUCCAAUUUGAAGAAGAUACACAAUGGACCAACACUUCGACAACUCACAAAGAAACAGCCUCGCCACUAACCAUGUCCUGCUGGGCAUGUCCCUCUUUCAACACCUUGGGAAGAUGUCCCCUCACUUCAGAGAGCAGCUGGACCACCCGCUCUGAGGACACUAGUAGCCCAAGUAUUGGCCCAUCAUAUAUAGACAUGCAAGCUCUCGAUGCUGAAGAGCAAACAAGUGGUGGAGCCUCAGGAGCUGAUUCUGCUGACAAUUCUUCCUCUCUCCAGGAAGAUGAAGAAGUAGAGAUGGAAACCAUCAGCUGGCACACUAGUGACCCAGCUAUGAAUGGACCAGCUGCCACCCCAGUGACCUCAGUUCGUUUUCCCAGCUGGGUGACUUUUGAUGACAAUGAAAUCAGCUGCCUUCUGCCACAAAGCACUUCUACUUUACAGCCAGCCCCAGCUUCCAUUGUACCUCCUAUACAAGAUGUGAAUUGUAACUUAACUGGAUCCUUUAAGAAGAGAGAACGUCCCAAGAGUAGCUUGGUAGACUUCUCAAAAGUUCAAAAACUAGAUAUUUCUUCCUUAAACAGACCACCUUCCAUAAGUGAGCCCCCACCUUGGAGGGCAACUAAUCCCUUCCUGAAUGAAACCCUGAAAGAUGUGCAGCCUUCUCCCAUUAACCCUUUCAGUGCCUUCUUUGAGGAGCAAGAAAGGCGUUCCCACAAUAAUUCCAUCUCCAGCACCACAGGAAAAAGCCAGAGGGAUUCCCUCAUUGUCAUAUAUCAGGAGUCAGAGGCCAUCACCUUUGAUGAUUCAGUCAAGAAGAGAACACACUCUGAUGCUGUUGAGAAGCUCAAACAACUACAGAUUGGAGAUCCAGACCACCUUGGCAGCACCACGCUACCUGAUGAUGACGCUGCAUCAUGGAGUGGACUGGAUGAUGAGCUGAAGAGUUCAAACCUGUCUUGGCCCAGAGAUGGUUGGCCCAUGAUGCUAAGGAUCCCUGAAAAGAAGAACAUUAUGUCUUCUAGGCAUUGGGGACCAAUCUACGUAAAGCUCACAGACAGUGGCUGCUUACAGUUGUAUUAUGAGAAGGGCCUAGAGAAACCAUUCCGAGAAUUCAAACUGGAGAUGUACCAUGAGAUUUCGGAACCUAAGCUCCAGAACUAUGAUGAAAAUGGGAGAAUUCACAGCAUGCGAAUAGACCGUGUUACAUAUAAAGAGAAGAAGAAAUAUCAACCUAAACCAGCUGUGGCUCAUAUGGCUGAACGGGAGCAAAUAAUUAAGCUAGGAACCACCAGCUAUGAAGACUUCUUGAGUUUCAUCAGGGCAAUCCAGGACCACCUUAUGAGUUUGCCAGUGUCAUCCAUGGACCUAAGCACAGUGGGCUUGAACUAUCUAGAGGAGGAGAUUACAGUGGAUGUCAAAGAUGAAUUCUCUGGCAUCCUGAGCAAAGGAGACAACCAGAUUCUUCACCACCAAGUCCUAACACAUAUUCACGUGCUAAGUUUUCUUUCUGGACUUGCAGAGUGCCAUCUGGGCCUCAAUGACAUCCUUGUGAAAGGAAAUGAAAUAGUCUCCCGGCAGGAUAUCAUGCCCACCACCACCACCAAAUGGAUAAAACUCCAUAACUGCCAAUUUCAUGGAUGUGUAGUUGAGGAGGUGUUCAACAACUCCCGAAUCAUCCUGUUCAACCCCUUAGAUGCAUGUCGCUUUGAGUUAAUGCGAUUUAGGACAGUUUUUGGAGAAAAGACUUUGCCUUUCACCCUUAGGACUGUGGCGAGCAUCAAUGGGGCAGAAGUAGAACUGCAAAGCUGGCUAAGGAUGUCAACCGGCUUCUCCUCUAAUCGUGACCCUCUCACCCAAGUUCCCUGUGAGAAUGUGAUGAUCCGAUAUCCAGUGCCCAAUGAGUGGGUGAAAAAUUUCCGGAGGGAAAGCGUUCUAGGGGAAAAAUCUUUAAAAGCCAAAGUGAACAAGGGGGCCAGUUUUGGAUCAACCAGUAUAUCUGGCUCUGAGCCAGUCAUGAGAGUAACUUUGGGUACUGCCAAGUAUGAGCAUGCUUUCAAAUCCAUUGUGUGGAGGAUAAAUCGGCUACCUGACAAAAACUCAGCUUCUGGUCACCCUCACUGCUUCUUCUGCCACCUUGAACUUGGCUCUGACCGGGAAGUGCCUUCCAGAUUUGCUCGCCACGUAAAUGUUGAGUUCAACAUGCCAACCACCUCUGCCUCCAAAGCCACCGUCAGAUCCAUCUCUGUGGAAGACAAGACUGAUGUCAGGAAAUGGGUCAACUAUUCUGCACACUACAGCUACAAGGUGGAAAUUGAACAGAAACAGAAUUUGAGAUCAGACUUUGAAGGAGACGAAAUUGAAAAUCCCAAAGAGUGUGGAGUACAGUGAAGAAGACCUACUACACCGAAGCAAUGAUGGUUUCUCAUCCUGCCUAAUAGAAGUACAAGUCAGUACUUUACCACAACCACUCUUCAAUGUGGCAGUGUCUUAGAAUUCCCUGCUCACAACCUCCUGGAUGUAGACAGGAAACUGAAUGGUGGUUGGUUUGACAAGACUGGUUGGCUUUAGAUUAUGAAUUGAACAUGUAGUUCAAUUGACUUUGGGGGCUUACUGUCCAAUUAAGCCUGCCUAUCUCCCUGAUUUUUCUCUGCUUGCCUUUCAGAAGUGAUGUGUGGUAUAUAGACUGCUUUAGACAUAACUCCUUCCAUCUUAGAGUUGGAAUAUUUCUCCCUGGUAUUUUUCUAUCCCUUGUGUGAGUUUCCUUUUAAAAAAAGAGAGAGAGAGAGAGAGAGAUGUUUAUGUUGGGGAUUGUGUGGCGGACACAUAUUCCUAAAGGGUUAAAUUCACCAAGUACUAAUAUCUCCAUCUCUUUAGUUUAGGAAAAAUUAAGAAGAGAUAUAAAACCAUUGUGGUGUUCUUCCUAUCUGGGCCUCUUUGAUGUUUUCCCUCAUCCUUUAACUCUAAAACACUAAACAACAGCAAGAUUUCGGAGUCAUUUUUAGUCUUCACUUUAGAAACACUUCUAUUCUUUAUCCUUCUAAGAUUUCAGUUCCAUAAACUUGCCCUUACAAGGCUGUUCACACUAGGUUAUAGAAGGAAUUCAAGAUAAAGGCCCAGGAGAGUAGUUUUUAAAGAUUAGAUCAGUAGUCCUGUGCCAGGCAAUCAUUUGAAAGGAAAGAAAGUUUAUUUGAAUAAAAUCUUUUUCAGCCCAGGGCAUUAGUCACCAGUUUAUAUUCAAUUCAUGAGAGGAACACUUUCAUUCAGUGUGUAAAAUAAAUAUUGUUUGUAUUUAGUAGAACCUUGAAAAUAAAACAAUGACAAAAACGUUUCCUUAUUUAUACUUCAGAGCAGAUAUGCAGGUACUUCUUAGCAUCUACAUUUCAUUUGAAAAUAAUUUAAAAAAACAAAUUUAGAACACUUUUAAAAUUUAAUUUACACAAGUGUGUCCAAAAUAUCAGUAACAUGAUAAAAUUGUUGUUUGUCCUUUUUAACAAGUCUAAUAGAGAGAAGGAAGGUUUUGUUUUUGUUUUUGAAUAUAGAAUCCUGGUUCUGAAGACAUUGUUUUUGGAACACUAAAUUUUCUCAACACUUCUCUUAUCCUUAGCCAUACUCAGUGCCACUUCCUUCACCUCCCCCAUCUAGUAUAGUUUUGUCUGUCAAAAGCAUAAUUAGAUUUUCUUUCUUUUGGGUUGAGGGGUUUGCUCACUCUUGGCCCUCCCUCUCAUCCUCAUCAUCCUUCCAUAAUGAAAAACAUAUAAUAUCUUUUAGCCAGUACUCAGAUGGCAUAAAACUUAUUAGAGGUAGGUAGAACACUGGGACAAAUCAGAAUCAGAUAUUUUAAAAAUUGACAGGCUGAAAAAAUGAGGCAAAAUUAACUAAAUAAAUGUAAAAUCCCAUGCUUUCCAAAAAAAAAAAAACACACACAAAGAGGAGAAAAAAAUAUAGCUAAUCUAAUAGCAAUCCAUAUUGGAGGGAAAACAGAUGUGUGCAUUUAGUUCAUAAUGAAGUCAGUAUAGGCAAACAUUAUGUCAUGGCUGCUUUUAAAAACUAAUAAUAAACACAUUCUUUUCCACAGAGUAGACCACACUGGUUAAGUUAAAUUACAAGUUUGAGUAUGUCCACAAGGGGGCGACCAAAGUAAUAGAGGGUAGAAGAACUAUUGUCAUCUGAUGAUCAGUUGAAGCAACUGGAAAUGUUGAGCCUGGAAAAAGAAAUGAUUCCUGACUUCAAGCAUUUGAAGAGCUGUUACCCAGAAGAGGGAUUAGUUUUAUGGCUUGUUUUUUGUUUCUUGUUUUUUCUGCUUGACCCCAGGGAAUAGAACAGAAAGUUCCUAAAAUCUUUCUGCUGUCAAGGUCAUUAGUUCAGCCAGAAAGAGAGAGAGAGAGAGAGAGAGAGAGAGAAAGAGAAAGAGAGAGAGAGAGAGAGAGUCUUUUACAUUUACUUCGUAUUUACCCUGAAGUCAUUAGGAUACUAUGACUUUAAGUCCCAUUUAGGGGCUUCUUGGCUUGAGGCAUUGUGUGUAACAGACCCAAGGAACACAGCCUUUGGAAAUUAGCCUUCAUUUUUGAUGUGCAUACUUACUGACUGCUUUGGAAGGGAAUUUUUAUACAUGGCUUCAAAGAGUCUUCUCUGUGUCACUAGAUCAAGGAGUGAGAUUUUUUUAUUAAUCACAACACAGAUCAAGCAAUUCCACAGGCCGUUACUUUUAAAAAUUUCCUUGUUUUAAGCCUAUUACUUUACUCAUUAACCCAAGUAAAAGGCUAAGAAAUGAAUUCAAGAAGACCUGACAAAGAAGCAUGUCUAGGAUAGGUAUUUUUUGAACCAUUCAUUCCCUCCUCCCUAAAUUCUUGCUCAUCCUAAUCAUUUCUUAUAUUUUAUCUGCAUUUUUUUUUUUUUUUUUUUUUUUGCAUUUUACUGUUUGGAUAAAGAUUCCUGCUUAACCUAUUUUUUUUUUUUUUUUUUGUUAUUUCUUGUCACUUUCAUUCUUCCUUUUUUUCUUUCUACAACUUCCAGGACUCAUAACAUAUGAAAUGUAAAUAAAGGUAUUUUCACUUUUCAAAUAUGAAAUCAUUUCUAUUUUUAUACAGUUUUUGAGGGGGGAGAAAAGUGGGGAAGGUGGCAGAAGUGUGAUUUUAUUUUCCCAGAUAAUUGUUUAUACUAAAUGAACUCAAUCCAUACUAGGAUUUUUAGAAGUAAAUUAGUAAUCUUUAGUUUACUACUCCUUUUUGGGGAGAUAUAAAAGAAAUGAGGGCAGGGGACCAAUGGAGACUUUGCCUCUAUUAAGAAUUUUAAAUAAAUAUUUUCUUCCUCUCACUUCUAAAAGUGCAUUAGCAGGUAAGCAAAAGUCUUCACCUUACUUAUUUCUAAUUGCACUUUAAUCCCUUCUCAGAAGGAAUGAAAAUAGAAGCUUCAUUAAUUCUCACCUGUGCCUCAGUGAAAGCUCAUACUAAAGCAAGAAAUGCCUCCUAUUUCCCAAAGGAAUUCAAUCAUUCUCCUCCCACUCCUUUCCAUUUCCCAAUGGUAACAGCACUUAUCUCAUUUAAUGGACUGUUGUAUUUAUUAUGCCCUCUUCUUUUCUAUUUAUGACUGUUAUUCAAAGGAUAGUAAAAUAUAGAUAUCUUCUCAGUUCAAGGGUAUGGACUCAGUUUGGGCUCUCUCAAAGUUAGAAGAACCUAGACACUACAAUGUUUAUUUUGGCCUUGGUGCAUCAAACUUUUACUUGUGUGAUUUUCCUCAGAACCAGCCCAGGAAUUAAAUAUAAUUUUUCUUAUCUAGAUUUUUACCUUUCCAUAAUAAUUUAGUAGAGUCUUACCUGAUUUGAGAAUAUAUGUAUGUGUGUAUGUGUAUAUACAAAUAAAUAUAUACACACAGAGAGGAGAGAGAUCAAACAAUUAUAUUAUAAUUGAUUUCUAUGUAAUCUGGAAGAUAGAACAAUGGAAUAGUCCAUAUUUUCCAGAAAUAGGGAAGCAUUUAAAAAUGAAAUCUCCUUCUUUCUUACCCCCCAAAUAAAAAUGUAUGUACGUAUAUGUUAUAUAUGUAUAUGCACAUGCAUACAUAUGAAAAAUCUCUAGCCAAUUUUGGCAACUUUGUAAAUGCCUUUGGCCAAGGCUAUGAGGUCCAGUCUCCUGAACUUGUUUGUUGAGUCCUGAACUCAUAUCUGUUAGUGCCAGUUCUCUGUAGCUUUGAUAUCUCAUAAUUUCUGCUCUGGCCAGAUUGGGGGUUUUUGUUUAUUUGUUUUUUUAUUUUUCUACUAGAAAGAAAAGUAUGUUUUUAUGGAAAAUUAUGUACCUUUCUCAGAAGCUAUUUAUUAAAAGAGAAGGAAUUUUACAUAGAAAAUGAGAGUAAUGAUGGAUUUCAUGAAGUAUGUUAUUUUAAACAAAUAAUUCAAAGUAAAAAGUCUGUAUGAGGUCAUCAGAUGUUGAAACUAGAAAUGGGCCUAUUUAUCAAAGAUAGUAGGUGAAGUAUGGUGAGCAUAUUCAACAGUAAUUGAGAGCUACCCUUUUUUUUUGUUUUAAAAUUUGAAGGAAUAAAUGUUUCUCUAGUUUCCUCUGAAUUUCUAGAUCCAAACAGUUUUCAAAGCCUCAAACCAAUAAGAUUGUUUUUGAAUAUCUAGAGAGACCUCUGCUUUGUUCUUCUAAAUGUAUUGGUCCCAAAAUUAAAAUGGUAGCCUGUUCCUUAAAUAUAUUAGUCUAAUGUGCUACAUUAACUUUGUUUUAACCAUGGCAUAGAUAUACCUGGUAUUUUAUAUCAAUCCUUCAGGAAGAUAUGAUGGAACUAGAGAACUUCAGAAAAGCACUGCCAAAAUGGCAAAUGAAAUAUAGCAGGUUUCAUGAAUAUAUAUAGACUCAAAAUUCAAGACAAGUUGAACAUAGACAUAGUCAUAAAAUUGAAGAAUAUUAGAAUGGUAAGCACCCUUAAAUGUUUAUAUUAGAAUGUUAGAAUACAUUAUAAAAUGUUACAACUGGAAGGGUCAUCUUGAAGACUUAUUUUGUCCAAAACUUUCACCACCAUUGAUUGUAAUUUUAUAGAUGAGGAAACUAAAGCCACAAGAGUAGAGAUGAUCCCUAGGCCAAACAAUGACAGCUAGAGUUUAGACUUUGUUAAUUGGAGUUUGAAGACCCUGCUCUGAAUUUUGUAAGUUUUGUGGCAUUGGUCAAGUCACAGCAUCUGAGUUUCACCCAUUUCCUCAUCUGUAGAGUGGAGAUGUGGCUGAACAGCACUUCUUAAACCAUAAAAUACUAUGAGAAUAUGAGUGUUUCCAUGACUACUGCUUUUUAAAAACAGCUUUAUGUUGCAAGAUUAAACAUAAGAAUUUCAUUAUCUUAACAAGUCAUAAGGGUUGAAAAUAAAGCAAUCAAAAAAGUUUUGAUGAAUCCAUGUAUGAUAAUCGACUAUCAAUCUAAGGGAAUGGUUAGUGCACAUCCUUAAUUUUUUAAAGACCAAAAUCUCAUGAUUAACAUGAGUGAUUACUAUAUAAAACAAUUCACCUCUCUAGGCCUCAGUACCCUUAUCUGUAAAAUGAUUGGGCCAAAUUAGAUGAUUCCUAAGGUUCCUGCCAGCCACAAUAUUUUAUGAUUCUUUCAUAAAAUGUCCCUUGAUGCCAUUUGGUAUCCAAAAUAACAAAUGGAUCAUGGGUCUGACCCUGUAUAUUAUUUCUUGUGUUCUUAUGAACCAAGGAAUUUUAAAAGUAUAAUGCAAGUAGAAAUUAAUUUGUCUUGCUCUGAAAUCUUCGAUCAGCAUUUCCUCUUCCCUAAUUGCUACUAUUUGCCCAGAAUGGAAAUAAAGGAAAUGCUGUAGUCUGUUGUUCUCCAUAAGACUUUUUAAUACAAAAAAAAAAAAAAGGUAGGAAGAAAUUAGGGGACCAGAGUGGAGUAGAGAUAAUUAAUUGGAGAGUAGCACCCCAUGAACUGCUUGGAGGAAGAGGGUUUGCUCUAUAUCUUUGGGGGAACCUAACCUCUAAACGAGUGAGUAAAAUAUCAGAAUUAUGAGAAUUAGAAACAACCAGAACAUCCUUUAAUUGGAUUGAAUAAUAGAAGACUUUCAUUAGACCUUGAAAAGCCUUAUCAGGCUAAUAUUGCUUGGCCCCAAAUUAUUUAUAUAUUCCUAUAAAAAUGUUUAAGAUGGAGAAGAGAGGUAAAUAUACUUGGCAUUUUUGUAUGAAAAGUAAAACCAAAAGAUUUUGCUCUGCCAAACUAUCUUUUUACCUUGCCUUGCCUACCUUCUUACCCGAGUGAAAGUAUAUCUUUUGCCUCUGUAGCAUCAAGAUUAUUAAAAAAUGAGAUAUAUAAUUAGUUAACAUCCUAUGAUUCUUUCAAAAGUGUUGCAUAUUAUUUAAGUCUUAGAAGCUCAAAUCAGAGGACUUGGGUUCUAGAACUGCCUCAAAUCCCUAGACCUCAGUUCUCUCAUCUAUAAAAUGAGAGGUUUGGAAUAAAUCAACUGUGAAUUUCCUUCCAGGUCUUUAUAAAUCUGAAAAUUCUUCAACCAACCAAUCUCUUAGAAAUACUCUCCAUUUUUUUUUUAAAGCUACAAACAUCUCACCAAGGGCCAGCUACAAAAUAUCAUUUCUUUUUUCACUUGUGAUAUGCUUAGGCAUGUUUUGAAUUAAUUUUAAUUGACUUGAAACUGUUCAAACCCAGUAAAGAGUCCCUGUCUCUGCUUCUCUUCCCUAUUUACUUUCUGCCUCUGGUGUUAUCUUGGACACCCAUUCUAGCCAAACUGUGAUUUCAUGAAGCCUUAAGCACCAUCGCCUCACCUCAGAGUGCUUUAGGGCCAGCUGUACAUAUACCAUAUAGUGUCUUAUGGAAAGGUUAAUGAAAACAUUAACUGGAAACAUGCAGAAGUCCUCUCAGAAGCUUAUAGCCAUAUAGAUAUAGGAAUCCAAGUGUUCCAAAGUGAAACAGGUUCCUAAGAGCGCCAGGACAACCAAAAUUGAAAUCAAGUAGACAUUUAAUCUUUAUUUCCAAUGGCUGACAGAUCCUGGAAGGUUGCUUUGGUACUUUAAUGGGAUAAAUUAGAAAGAGAAAAAUUCUGAUAAGGGGUGACUUAGCUGUAUGCCUCUUGCAUACAUCUUGGCAUAGUGAAAGGUUUUGUGAUCAAAAGACUUAGGCAGGAAUCUCAGCUCUAUCACUUUUUCCCUAAGUGACUUUGAAAAAGCCACUUCUUCCCUAAUUCCUCAGUCCCCUUAUUUGCAAAAUAAGGGUAUUGGCUAGAUGAUUUCUAAGGCCUUCUCAAGCUCUGAAUCUUCCUGAUAUUAUCUUGUCUGUAACAAAUUCUAAACCAUCAGAAUGGCUGAGACUAAAGUCUCAUUUUAGCUGCUCUUACACUUGUUCAUCAUUUAUUUUCACUUCAUGUAACUACUUGCACUAUUGUAAUUGAUUUUAUGUAAUAAGCAGUUUAAUUUUUGUAUAUGUGCAUAUACAAUAAAGUCUACACACUGGCCAUCUUUGUAGAAAUGGAAUUUGUUUGUUUUCACAUUCCUAUUGAGGAUAAUGAGUGAUGCCAAUUUUUGUUAAUAGAAAUGAACUGUUAAUAAAAAGUUUUCAAAGUUGA
This is a messenger RNA of Sarcophilus harrisii (Tasmanian devil), 10307 nucleotides long. It is a transcript of the gene STON2, whose product is annotated as stonin 2. Gene Ontology annotation, cellular component: synaptic vesicle; AP-2 adaptor complex. Gene Ontology annotation, molecular function: clathrin-cargo adaptor activity. Gene Ontology annotation, biological process: synaptic vesicle endocytosis; regulation of endocytosis; clathrin-dependent endocytosis. Bases 453 to 3146 code for a protein of 897 amino acids. The transcript has 7 exons. The record is from RefSeq and is a predicted model, not a curated record. Lineage: Eukaryota; Metazoa; Chordata; Mammalia; Dasyuromorphia; Dasyuridae.